CAUUAAAAGAAAAUUCGAACGCGUCAAUCCAUCCAUCCCUUUCUCAUCUCAAAAUUCAGAUUCUCAAUCACUUAAAAAAAGAAAUUAAAAUCAAAAUUAAAGUAAGAAUUCAGAUGUCCGUCCGUCCGGCCGUUUUAAUUACUAAAACGCGGUUCAAAUCUUUGUCAUCAUCAUCGUCAACAUCACUACCUCACUACUUUCUCUCUGUCAUCUCCAUCAAUAUUAUAUUCACUCUCUCUUUAUGUCUCUAUAAAUCUCACACACACUCUCUCUCUGGAAUUUCUUCAAUCAUUUCAAAUUCUAUUCAGAGUUUCAGACCCCAUUUGUCUCAAGACUCAAUUCCAGCUAAUUAAACCAAAAAGCACAGAUUUUGCAAAAAAAGAAAGAAAAAAGAAAGGUCUAAUUUGUUAAAAGGAGGCCAUUAAUUAAUGGCAGGAGGAGGUGAAGAAGGAGAGAUUGAUGCGAAUUCAUUAGAAUUUACACCAACAUGGAUUGUUGCAAUGGUUUGUUCACUCAUUGUAUUCAUAUCUCUUGUUGUUGAAAGACUUCUUCAUUCACUUGGAAAGUAUUUGAAGAGGAAAAAUCAAAAGCCUCUUUUUGAAGCUUUACAGAAAAUCAAAGAAGAAUUGAUGCUUUUAGGGUUCAUUUCAUUGCUACUGACGGUGUUUCAAAACACAAUCUCUAAAAUCUGUAUACAUGAGAGGUGGACUAAUCAUCUACUUCCAUGUAGUAAGCCUGGGCUUAAAGAGGUUGCUCAUCUUGGUUUCAUUUCUGGUAUUGGUAGAAGGCUUCUUGCAUCAGAAGGGAAUAAUGAAUACUGCACUAAAAAGGGAAAGGUCCCUUUGUUGUCUACUGAGGCAUUGCAUCAUUUGCAUAUCUUUAUCUUUGUAUUGGCUAUUGUCCAUGUCACAUUUUGUGUUCUCACCAUUCUUUUCGGCGGUAUAAAGAUUCGUAUGUGGAAGCACUGGGAGGAUUCUAUUGCGAAAGAUAAAUAUGAUACUACAAAGCAUCUGAACAAGGUCACACAUGUCCAUCAACAUGCUUUUAUCAAGGACCAUUUUCUCAUUUGUGGGAGAGAUUCAGCAAUACUAAGCUGGUUUCAUUCAUUCUUCAAGCAAUUUUACGGGUCUGUGACCAAAUCAGACUAUAUCACAUUGCGUCUAGGUUUCAUUACGACACAUUGCAGGGGAAACCCCAAGUUCGAUUUUCACAAGUACAUGGUUCGAGCUCUUGAAGCUGAUUUUAAGAAGGUCGUCGGCAUAAGUUGGUAUCUUUGGAUAUUCGUGGUCAUUUUCUUGUUGCUGAAUGUAGAAGGUUGGCAUACAUAUUUCUGGAUAGCUUUCAUCCCCCUCGUUCUGCUACUUGCGGUCGGAGCAAAGCUGGAACACGUUAUAUCUCAACUGGCUCAUGAAGUCGCUGAGAAACAUAUAGCCAUAGAAGGGGACUUGGUAGUUAAGCCCUCAGAUGAGCACUUCUGGUUCAGUCGCCCCCGUAUCGUUCUCUUUUUGAUACAUUUCAUCCUCUUCCAGAAUGCUUUUGAAAUUGCAUUUUUCUUCUGGAUAUGGGUCCAAUUCGGGUUUGACUCUUGCAUUAUGGGACAAGUUCGCUAUAUCAUCCCAAGACUUGUUAUCGGGGUCUUUAUUCAAGUACUCUGCAGUUACAGUACCCUCCCUCUUUACGCCAUUGUAACACAGAUGGGAAGUUCGUUCAACAAGGCUAUAUUCGAUGAGCAUGUACAAGUAGGAUUGGUCGGGUGGGCACAGAAAGCAAAGAAGAGAGGUUUGAGAGCAGCAGCUGCAAAUGGCUCAACUCAAGGUGGUACUACACAUCAAGGAGGGUCAAGAGAAGGUUCUUCUACCACUGCUCAUAUUCUAAUGGGCCGUAUGGGACGACAACCAGAACCUGCACAGGAAAUCGCGAAGGAAGAUGGUGAUAUCGCACUAAUCGACCCGUCAACACGACGAGGUGAACCGUAGAUUUGAGUCUGACAACGUCGACGAUUUUUUAACUAGUUAAUUGUCUCUUUUCAAUUGUUGUGUUGGUGAAAAUCCUUUGUUAUAGAUAGAACCAUCACAAAGUGAAAUAUAGUUUGUGUUUUUGCUCUAAGUAGCUUGUAAUAUCAAAUGUAUAUCAUCAAUAUUUGAAGUAUUGAUAAAUGUGAGUUUUGGUGGAUAAAUUCAGCAAUGGCUGUUACUGAAAUUAACGUCUUACGACUUGUUUA
Molecule: messenger RNA, 2221 nt
Organism: Papaver somniferum (opium poppy)
Lineage: Eukaryota; Viridiplantae; Streptophyta; Magnoliopsida; Ranunculales; Papaveraceae
Product: MLO-like protein 1
Exons: 13
Coding region: 429-1976 (515 amino acids)
Biological process (GO): defense response
Cellular component (GO): membrane
Source: RefSeq, a predicted model, not a curated record